UUAUAAAUAAAGGAAACACUGAAGUCACAAUUCCAAGAAAAUAUUAACCAAAUUUCACUUUCAAAACACUCUUGUAAGUUUGUGAAUGAAAAUGAUGAAGCAUGUGUUAAUGAUUAAUGCAUUAACCAUGAUGGUAGGAAUAGCUGCACUUGCAGCUGAUACCUGCAAUGAUAUUAUUCACACUUGUGGAGAUGUUGAAAUUCCAUACCCGUUUGCCAUAUACAACAACAACCCGGAUUGUUUCUCCCAUCGACAAUUACUUAAGCUCUACUGCAACAAAUCCAAAAUUUAUGCGGGUAAGAACUUGCAAGUAUUAAAUAUAAACAUCUCCAAAUCUCAAAUCGAAUGGUUGUUGGAUGUCUCCAAGUAUUGUGGUAAGGAUAAUGUUAAUAAUUAUGAAAACACGCUUACCACAGCUUCUUAUACCAUUUCAAGCAAAGAUAACAAGUUCAUAACUGUUGGUAAUAACAGUUACGGUUAUCUUAACAGUUUCAGUGAUGAUGGCGGUAAAUAUUCAACAGGUUGCUUAACAAGAUCUUUUGGUGAUCCAAGAGACAUUGAUAAUGGAACAUGUUCGGGUAUAGGGUGUUGCCAAGUUGACAUUCCUCCUCGAAUGACCAAUAUAAGUGUACAAGCUUACAAUUUUAACAAAUCAUCCGAAUCUUGUAGCUACUCGUUUGUUGUAAAGAAUGAUAGCUAUACUUUUUCUUCCACUCAUUUAUCAAAAGGUUUACCUCAAAGGGAAUUUCCUGCGGUUUUUGACUGGACCAUUGGUGACGAAAACUGCUCUUCUGCCAAGAAUAAUGGAGUCAACUAUGGGUGCAAGAGCAAUAGCCACUGUGAUGACAAGGAUACAUAUUUUGGUUAUCGAUGCAAAUGCAAUCCAGGCUAUGAAGGAAAUCCUUAUAAUCCCAUUGGCUGCACAGACAUUGACGAAUGUGAAAUCGGCCCACAUGAAUGCAAAACUAAAGAAAAUUGUAGGAACACUGAUGGGAAUCACACAUGUUUUUGUCCAAAGGGGUCUUCUGGAGAUGGAACAUUGAAAGGAGGGUGUCAACAAAAUUUAAAUACAAUAGUACUUCCUAUUGUCCUUGGAGCAGGAGCAGUAUUUACUGUUCUAUUUGCGGGGAUAAUUUUCUAUUUACUAAACCAAAAAAGGAAACUUAACAAAUUGAAAGAAAAAUUUUAUAAGCAGAAUGGAGGUUCUAUUUUGGAACAGAAACUUACCCAAAGACAAGACUCAUCUCAAAUAGCUCAUAUUUUUAAAGAAAAUGAACUGAGGAAAGCCACAAACAACUAUGAUGAGAGCUUAAUCGUUGGUAGGGGAGGUUUUGGUACAGUUUUCAAAGGGGAACUAGAAGAUAAUAGAAUCGUUGCUAUCAAAAAGUCCAAAACAAUAGAUGAAAGCCAAGUCGAGCAAUUCAUUAAUGAGGUGGAUGUUGUCUCUCGAAUAAAUCACAGGAAUGUGGUUAAACUGUUGGGAUGCUGUCUAGAAACAGAAGUUCCUUUGUUGGUUUAUGAAUUUGUUAGCAAUGGCACCCUUUCUGAAUUUAUACGCACAGAAAUAGGUAAGGUGAAUAAUGUAUCAUGGAAAACUCGUCUUAAGAUAGCAGCAGAGGUAGCUGGAGCUUUGUCAUAUCUACAUUCAGCUGCCUCAGUACCUAUUAUCCACAGAGAUGUCAAGAGCGAUAACAUUCUUUUAGAUGAAACCAACACUGCGAAAGUAUCUGAUUUUGGAGCUUCAAGAUUGGUUCCACUUGAUCAAAUAGAGGUAGCCACAAUGGUGCAAGGAACUAUUGGUUAUUUAGAUCCAGAGUAUAUGCAAACAAGCCAAUUGACAGAGAAAAGUGAUGUCUAUAGCUUUGGAGUAGUUCUUGUGGAAUUGUUAACAGGGGAGAAGCCUUUUUGUGCUGGUAGGCCGGAAGAGAGAAGAAGUUUUUCUAUGUACUUUUUAUCUUGCUUGAAAAAGGAUAGUUUGCAUGAAGUUAUUCAUGAUGGUAUGUGGAAUGAAGAAAACAAACAAGAGAUCAAGGAGGUUUCUGUUCUUGCGGCAAAGUGUUUGAGACUAAGAGGAGAGGAAAGACCAAGCAUGAAGGAAGUGGCUAUGGAAUUGGAGGGACUGAGGUUAAUGAAUAAGCACUCUUGGAUCAACGAAGACAUAAAUGUAGAGGAGAGUCGGUACUUGCUUCAUGAAUCAUCUUCUAGAAUUGAUGAACUUGGUGAUAGCAGCAAACAAGGAGAUUAUGGGUAUGACAGCUUGAAAGAUCAUGUAUUGAUUGCCUUGGAUGAUGGAAGAUGAUUGUGAGACGACAAAAUGCAGUUCCCACUCGUUGUUUUAGUUUUUUUUUUCUUGCAUAUUUGAUUUUAUAAUUCUGUUGUAAUUUGAUUGUUAUAUAUUGAUUGCCUUGGAUGAUGGAAUAGUCGUAAAAAUUUAAAUAUUGUUAUUGUUA
This is a messenger RNA of Vicia villosa (hairy vetch), 2450 nucleotides long. Its product is annotated as putative wall-associated receptor kinase-like 16. Gene Ontology annotation, biological process: cell surface receptor signaling pathway; protein phosphorylation. The record is from RefSeq and is a predicted model, not a curated record. NCBI's taxonomy places the organism in Eukaryota, Viridiplantae, Streptophyta, Magnoliopsida, Fabales, Fabaceae. Gene Ontology annotation, molecular function: ATP binding; calcium ion binding; protein serine/threonine kinase activity. Gene Ontology annotation, cellular component: plasma membrane. Bases 86 to 2299 code for a protein of 737 amino acids. The transcript is spliced from 3 exons.